CGAUGAUCCUUAUGUCAGGCGAAAUGUUUUUGUUUUCAUUUUUGUAAAUCAAGAUUUAGUACGAAUAAAGGGGGUUUGUUUAAAUCUUAAUGAUCCGCUUUUAUUCAAAUAUUUAUAAGUAAUGGCAGCGGCAUUUCAACAACAAAUAUUUGCUUUGGAUGCUCGUUUUAAUGCAUAUAGAGCUCCAGGAAAUCCUAAUUUCAAAACGCUUUACAUUCGCCGGAGAAGUCAGCUUUUAAGAGAAAACGCUAAGUUUAAGGAUAUUGAAACAAUAAAAAAGUAUAUUCAUAUUAGGAGUCAGCUUCUUCAACGUAGAUAUGGAGUGCAGGACAACAUAUCCAUAAGCUCAUCAUCAUCUCGGCAACGAUCCAGUAGUAAGGCAAGCUUGGCAAUAGAUGAAAGCAUCACUAUAAAUGCAAAGAAGAAGAAUGAUCUGACUAUAUCAGAAAAUUAUGCUUUUUCUGGAGUUCACCAUAUAUUUGAUCAGCAUUCAGAGCAAGUGAGCAUUGUUAAGUUUGCAAACAAUGACCGCUCAAAGCUGUGUUGUGCUUCACAUGAUGGUACUGUGUCAGUGUGUGACGUCACUGCAUCUCCACCUAGGGUAGCCUUCAUACUGGAGGGACACUCCAAGGCUGUCACAGGAUGUGAUUGGUCGGCUUCAAAUGAUUUGCUGGUAACAUGUGGUGCAGAUGGGGUUCUAGUCCUUUGGGACAUCCCUCGGCGUCGACAACUCAGGUCUGUAAGGGACCAACUUCAAUCUCCAUUACUUUGCUGUGUGUUUCAGCCUGUUAAUAAUAACAUGGUGAUUGCAGGCAACGCUCGAGGCAUGGUAGAAGUUCUUAAUGUGUCCACUGGAAUAUAUCCUCGAGGAGGCAGCAGUAUUUUGGGCGGUCAAGUGACAUCAAUUGCGUGUGAGUCUAGUGGAAGGAUGUUUUGGGCAGCAAAUGAUAAGGGUGUGAUAGUUAGCUAUCUAAUGUCGGGUGCUGGUGGGUCUUUGAGCAAAUUGCGUCGAUGCUGCGUCGGAGGCGCCGUCUCUUGCUUAAGCUGGAGCCCUUGGCUUGCCAGACACCCCGCCUUAUUGGUCAGCGCAGCUGAUGAUUCGCUACUAUUGUUUAGGAUAUCAGACCGUGAGGGCAGUCUGUCGCUAAAGAAGCGAUACGAUAUAGCGCACCGUUCUCAUGGCGUACAAUCAACUUUCUGCCCAAUAAUGUCGUUCCGUCGCGGGGUUUGCGUCGUUUCGGGGGCGGAGGACGCCUGUGUCUAUUUCCUUGACAUCGAAGGACACGCCGAACAGCCCGUUGUUAAUAAAUUGCAAGGUCACGCGCACCCAGUUCUAGGUGUAAGUUUUAGUUAUGACGAAAGUUUGUUAGCGACUAGUGAUGUAUCGGGACUGGUCAUCAUCUGGCGGCGGAGCUGACAACCGCAUACACGAUGUGAUGCCUCUGAACUGUGAUUUAAUUAAUAUAUCUUUAUUUAAACCAUUUUUGACUUCUAUAAAGAGUUUGUCUAUCGCAAAACUAAAAUUUGUUUUUUUUAAAUAUUAUUACUUAUUUAUAGUAGAUUCGUAGAAAUGUUAUUUUUCUUUUGUUGAUUUUAGAUAACACCCAAUGUUUUGAGUGAUAAUUGUUUUUUUUAGAAUAUUGAAAACUGACAAUCUACUGUAACUAAAGUGAUUAAACUGAAAUAUAGUAAUAAAUAUAUAUUACACGAUUAUC
This is a messenger RNA of Pieris napi, 1715 nucleotides long. Its product is annotated as WD repeat-containing protein 13-like. The transcript has 11 exons. Gene Ontology annotation, cellular component: nucleus. Bases 122 to 1417 code for a protein of 431 amino acids. The record is from RefSeq and is a predicted model, not a curated record. NCBI's taxonomy places the organism in Eukaryota, Metazoa, Arthropoda, Insecta, Lepidoptera, Pieridae. Gene Ontology annotation, molecular function: promoter-specific chromatin binding; protein binding.